Messenger RNA from Cylas formicarius (sweet potato weevil), 1070 nucleotides. RefSeq lists its product as uncharacterized. Bases 120 to 779 code for a protein of 219 amino acids. The transcript has 2 exons. The record is from RefSeq and is a predicted model, not a curated record. Gene Ontology annotation, molecular function: DNA binding. Lineage: Eukaryota; Metazoa; Arthropoda; Insecta; Coleoptera; Brentidae.
UCGUCGUCAUCGUAUCGAACCGCAGCCUUUACCGGGUUAAUUUGUUUGUGUCUGGUUCCUCUGUAUUGACAACGAUCGUGUUUUUCGGUAUUUUAUGUUAUUAAAACAAAGACUACAAGAUGUGCGAUUAUGAGGUUGACGCCCAACUAUUAAUUUCCUUAGUAGAACAACAUGCCGAACUGUGGGACAAUUCAUCGGAGUAUUACAAGCACAAGCAAAGGACGGAAGCGGCGUGGAACGACGUGUGCAGGGUCGUAUUUCAAGAUUUUGACAUAUUAACACAAACGGAAAAAAUGGCAAGAGGUAAAGCAGUGAGAAGGAAAUGGGCCAAUAUAAGGGACUCUUGGAUGAGAUAUUUAAGGAAAGUUACGGAAGAUCUGGAAUGCGGAAUGAAACCGCCCAAGAAGUACCUAUACCAUGAUCAGUUGCUGUUUCUUACCAAGAAUGGGGAAACACCAACUUUCGAUACAGUUAAAACAGAAAUUAAACCUGAUUUCGAAGAGUCCUUAAAAUCGGAUGAAUUUGAAGAAUCAGUUGACAGCCUACUAGGCGCCGCUGAUGUACCUCGAAUAAGUAAGCAAAGAAAAAUUGACACCGGAAAGGAAACAUUGCUGUACGAAAAGCAACUUUAUUUAGAAGAGAAUCGUCAUAUAUCUUUUUUUAAAAGCAUACUGCCUUCGAUAAAUAAUUUCAACGAAGACCAGGUUAUAGAUUUUCAAAUGGGAGUUAUGAAAUUAAUCAAAGAUAUUAAAGCAUCUGGCUCGUCGCAGACGAGUUGAAACCAUUUUACAUAUUUUUUUCUACUCCCGUCAGUAAAACACCUAACUACACACCAAUAUAGCGCGCUGGAAGCGUCACUUUACCACGUCAGUUUCGUUUCCCACGGAUCCGAGCCAUGUCUGACAUUUUCGGGAUUUUACCGCCCGGGUUUGGUAGAAUGUUUUGCUUAAUGAACGUGACAAUAUAUGUAAAUAAAUUACGCAUGAAUCUAAGUAGUGUAAUUUUAAUUAUUUGCACACUCUACUUCAAAAUUACAAACCAACGCAACGUUUGUUUUAAAGGUUGAUCCA